This is a messenger RNA of Lolium rigidum, 1388 nucleotides long. RefSeq names its product acyl transferase 5-like. The record is from RefSeq and is a predicted model, not a curated record. NCBI's taxonomy places the organism in Eukaryota, Viridiplantae, Streptophyta, Magnoliopsida, Poales, Poaceae. Bases 1 to 1287 code for a protein of 428 amino acids. The transcript has 2 exons.
AUGGCUUCAAUCACCGUGACGAGGAAGUCACAGUCCUUCGUCGCGCCGGCCACGCCGGCGCCGGCCGAAACGCUGGAGCUCUCUGCCAUCGACCGCGUGCCAGGACUGCGCCACACCGUGCGGUCGCUUCACGUGUUUCGGCACAACCACGGCAGCCGACCCGUCGUGGACGGUGCCAGCAGGCCGGCCAAGGUGAUCCGCACCGCGCUGUCUCGCGCGCUGGUGGAGUACCCCGCGUUCGCCGGCCGCUUCGUCGGCGGCUCGGCCGCGGCCGGCGAGGCCUGCGUCGCGUGCACCGGCGACGGGGCCUGGUUCGUCGAGGCCGCCGCCGGUUGCAGCCUCGAGGACGUGAACGGCCUCGACUACCCUCUCGUGGUCUGCGAGGAGGAGUUGCUGCCCGCUCCGGAGGAGGGUGUCGACCCGACCAGUAUUCCGGUCAUGAUGCAGGUGACUGAAUUCACCUGCGGGGGAUUUGUCGUGGGCUUGGUAGCAGUCCACACCCUUGCAGACGGGCUUGGCGCAGCACAAUUCAUCAACGCAAUCGCCGGGUUUGCCCGAGGCCUAGACAGGCCCGCAGUGGCCCCUGUAUGGGCUCGGGCCGUAAUCCCGAACCCACCCAAGUUACCUCCAGGGCCACCACCAUCAUUCCAAUCCUUGGGUUUUCAGCAUUUCGCCACAGAUGUCAGCUCGGACCGCAUCGCCCAAGUCAAGGCUGAGUACUUCGAAGAGGUGGGUCAGUACUGCUCAACUUUUGAUGUCGCCAUUGCAAAGGUUUGGCAGGCUCGCACUCGGGCCAUCAAGUACAACCGAGAAGCACAGGUCCAUCUCUGCUUCUUCGCCAACACCCGGCACCUUCUCUCACAGGUUCUCCCCAAGGACGGGGGCUUCUACGGCAACUGCUUCUACCCAGUCACAGUGACGGCCACAGCUGAGGAUGUUGCCACAGCAGGAUUGCUUGGCGUGAUCAGGAUGAUUAGGGAUGGGAAGGCAGGGCUUCCUCUGGAGUUCGCAAAGUGGGCAUCGGGGGAUGUGAAGGUUGAUCCAUACCAGCUGAAGUUCGAUCACAAUGUGCUAUUCGUGUCGGAUUGGACGAGGCUUGGAUUCUUUGAGGUUGACUACGGGUGGGGUGCCCCCAGCCAUAUCAUACCGUUUACCUACGCGGACUACAUGGCAGUCGCGGUGCUCGGUGCCCCACCUACGCCGACGAAGGGGACCCGGAUCAUGACACAGUGUGUGGAGGAGAAGCACCUCAAGCAGUUCAGGGAUGAGAUGAAGGGUGUCUUUUAAAUGUAUAAUGCUGGUAUCAUGUCUAUGUUAUGCGUGUGUGCCUGUGUGGUGACUUGGAAUAAAUCUGAGGUAGAAUUUGCUGGUAUGACUUAUGAAAAAAA